AUGGCUCUGUCCCGUCCAUUAGCGAGGCUUUUAAACAUAACAAGACAUUUUCAAUUUCGCAAAAUGGCUACAGACGCUAAGUACUAUCCCAUUCCAAUUGAGGCUGCACAUACAGACUCUUCUUUAACAUUUAACCAUACAUGCUUGCGUGUAAAGGACCCCAAGAGAAGUGUUGACUUUUACGAAUCAAAGUUCGGCAUGGAAUUGAUCGGAAAGAAAGAGUUUCCAGAGUCGAAGUUUGAUUUGUACUUUUUAUCGUUUCCCAAGGCCAACUUUCACAGAAACGCCAAUGGUGACAUCGAUGUCUUUAGAAAUAGCGGAGUUUUGGAGUUGACCCAUAACUAUGGUACGGAAAACGACCCCAACUUCAAAAUCAACAACGGCAAUGAAGAGCCUCACCGUGGUUUUGGUCACAUUUGCUUCACAGUUCCCGACGUCACACACACCUGCGAGCUUCUUGAAUCUAAAGGUGUUGAUUUCAAGAAGAGAUUGACGGAUGGAAGACAGAAGGACAUUGCUUUCGCCUUGGAUCCAGAUGGAUAUUGGAUUGAAUUGGUUCAGUACAAUAGACCAGGUGCCAGUGAUAAAUUUGAUGUAGGCUAUCUUUUCAACCACACCAUGAUCCGUGUGAAGGAUGCUAAAAAGUCUCUUGAGUUCUACCAAAACGUGCUUGGUAUGCACCUAUUAGACGUAAGUGAGCACGCCAAUGCCAAAUUCACUCUCUACUUUUUGGGUUACUCCAGGGAUUCUGCAAGGUGGUCUCAAGAAGGUGUGCUCGAAUUGACACACAAUUGGGGCACUGAAGAUGACGCUGACUUCAAAUAUCACAAUGGUAACGAACAACCUCAAGGAUACGGCCACAUUUGCGUUAGCUUAGUGAAUCCAAAUGUUCUUUGUAAGGAGAUCGAGAAUAAGUACGGUGACAAGAUCCAAUGGCCGGUGAAAUUUAACCAGGGCAAAAUGAAGAACUUGGCUUUCAUCAAAGACCCUGAUGGAUAUUCGAUCGAAAUAAUCCCAUUUGGCUACAACUAG
Lachancea fermentati is the source of this 1032-nucleotide messenger RNA. The record is from the annotation of a GenBank genome assembly. NCBI's taxonomy places the organism in Eukaryota, Fungi, Ascomycota, Saccharomycetes, Saccharomycetales, Saccharomycetaceae.